This is a messenger RNA of Cetraspora pellucida, 878 nucleotides long. NCBI's taxonomy places the organism in Eukaryota, Fungi, Glomeromycota, Glomeromycetes, Diversisporales, Gigasporaceae. The record is from the annotation of a GenBank genome assembly.
AUGAAUAUUGAUACUAUUAGAACUGGAUCCAUUUUCGCCACUUUUCCUGAAGCACGUGCAGCUAUAGAAACAUAUGCUGCAAAAACCAACACCGUAUUAAUUUUAGGUAGAACAACUAAGAAUCCAGAUGGCAGUGGCUAUAGGCAGGCAUAUUUUGUUUGUGAAAGACAAGGAAAGUAUAGUGGAAAAGAGGAGAAACACACUACUAAACGGACCGGUUGUUCUUUUAUGAUUGGUAUAAAUUACCGAAAGCAUUCAAAAAACUUUGUAAUUACAAAGUGUUGCCUUGAACAUUGCCAUGAUAUUUGUCCGGAAGCAACAAAAUUUAGCCCUGCUAUACAUAAAUUUGACCAAGAUGAUCUUGGCCUAAUUGAAAAACUUUGCAACAAUGGACUCCGCACAAAAGACAUAUUUUCAGUGCUUAAUUCAGUAAGUUCAAAAUAUGUCCACAAGCCUGAUGUUUACAAUGCCAUAAGUCAUCAGCGUCAAAAGAAAUUACAAGGUUUAAAUGAGAUCGAGGUAUUACUUAAAACUCUGCAACAUGAUGAAAAUGUUCUGGGUAGUAUUGCAACAAAAGCCAUACACAAUGAUGAACAUGACCAAGACGGUGAAUUUAUUCAGAACAAGCUCAAAAAAGAUGUCAAAAUUGAUGAAUUUAUUCAAGCUCUUCAAAAGCUUGUAUAUGGGGAUAUUUCAAUAAAUGAAGAAAGCUGGCUCGCACCAUAUAUGAAUAAUAAUAUCAACCUUGAUAUAAGGUCAACUCAACGUGUAGAAAGUUUGCAUAGCAAACUAAAGGAUGUUGAAAACCGAAUUACUCCAAUUGAUAAAUUACUUUCAAUUAUUUGGUGGCAACUUCAAGAACAUUCCCAAAAGCUUGC